AUGACUUUACCUCGGCAGGAUCAAGAAGUGCGUGGUGCCAAGAAAAAGGCUAUCGAAAAUGCAGAAAAAACUUGGGCACUGGCAGAGCGUCAGCGCAACUUGGUGGAUACAGAUAGCAACUCAUUUGAUGAUGGUAUAGGAGCUCCACUGAUGGUUAAUAAGCAAGAUGAUGAACCGAGUGGUACUGACUCUGAUGAAGCUCAGCCCAGGGACAAACCGAGUCGGGAUAGCUUAGUAACCGAUUCAGAGGGUAAUGAGAGUGUCACUGGCAGCGAGAAUGAAGACUCGGCUGCGAUGAGGCUUUUCGAUGAGGUCGCGUCGGUCGUCACCAACAAGCAGGGGGCAUCGAAAUCAUGUGGCACUUCAAAAUUGGAGUUUGCCUGUGAUCACAAACAAGUGGCUGAGAGUCCAAAAUGGGCCAAUAUGGAUCUUGAAGACACGGUUUCGGAGUCCAUUGAAGAUCCCUCGACUGGGGGCGACUCGUCAGAAUUUCAUUCUGACAACGAAGGCACUGCACCGAAACUUACCUCUGACGCUCAAACAUCGAAGACUCGGAGUAUCGCCUCUCUCGUUCGAACAGAUGGCGGAAAGGUGAAGUUACUUGAUCAGAACUUAGAGACUCGCAAAGUUCUUCAGUCCGCAAUCAUGGAAGUCAAGUGCCAUCUUUUUUUCACCAACAGCUAUCCUGAACUCGUCGACAAGAACCAAGUCGCGCUGGAAGCAUUGAUAGUUGUGGCUGAAAACCGUGGUGUGCAUGCGAUCAAAGAAUGUCUUCAAUCGGACGAACGGUAUGCGUCACAACUUGGUAGCUUAAUCAAUAACGAGGCUUCGCCCAUUGGAAAGAAGCCCUACCAGGGUGAACUUCUUAUAUACUUAAUAUAUCGUCAGCUCUUUCAUAGCUCGAGGUCCAUUGCCGUCAAAUUCAUGGAAUGCUUCGUCAAAAUCACCAACAACAAAGGACAGCGCCCCGAAGUCCCUAUCCCUUUGCUGGCAUUGGUUGCAACUGCGGUGUACGCAGCCCUUAUGUGGAAGUUGCAAGGUUCAACAUCCAAAUUCAACUUUACAGGAAAUUUAUUCAGCGAGACAUACAACUACCAUGUCAGGUUCCUCAAAAAACUGAAUAAGGACGUGCCUGCGAAAUUCCACUGUAUGAUGGCCGACAUCUAUGAGGCUGCACAGAAGUUGCGAUACAGCGGCACCGCUGCCAGUGGCCAUGGUGCUGAGCUGGAAGCAUUCGAGUUACUCGACCUUGACAACAUGGAAGAAGACUGA
Molecule: messenger RNA, 1272 nt
Organism: Suillus subalutaceus
Lineage: Eukaryota; Fungi; Basidiomycota; Agaricomycetes; Boletales; Suillaceae
Exons: 8
Coding region: 1-1272 (423 amino acids)
Source: RefSeq, a predicted model, not a curated record